AUGAAAAAACAUGUAAAUGCACCACAUCCUAAUAUUUACGUUUUCAUUGAUUUACUGCAGAAAGAACAAUCGUUAGCAUCAUUAGCAAGAUUACGGGAUGAUAUGGGUGCCCCAGCUCCAAAACGUCGAAAAAAUAAGAUAAUAACAGAUGCAUGUUUAGUAAAAUUAUGGCAACGCUACGACGAUGGACGGAUGGAUAUUCUAAAUUUCUUAAAGGCUGCUGGUAUGAGAUACUUCCAGUGUCCUUCCAAAAGUUGAUCUUUUUUUCUAUUUUCUGUUUUUCUUUCAUACCCAUUAAUUAAUAAAUUAAGUGAAUACUUUUCCAAAUCAGUGGAAAGUAUAUACUGCUUAAUUAGUA
This is a messenger RNA of Didymodactylos carnosus, 358 nucleotides long. The record is from the annotation of a GenBank genome assembly. NCBI's taxonomy places the organism in Eukaryota, Metazoa, Rotifera, Eurotatoria, Philodinida, Philodinidae.